UUUAAAUGUAUUAGUCACCAAAAACAUUUUCAAACACUUUAACGUCGCCAUAAUCGGAAACUCACACAAGGCGAGUUCCGGUGCAUCUGGCUUUCGUUUCCAACGCAACAUGUUUGCGUUUCGUUGAAGAAAGUCCCACCUUUUUCAGAAUAAGUCACUGGAAACUUUUCUGAUGAGAAGUGAGCGAUAGCGAGUGACGCACAGCGCGCAGAUCCCACAUCUGUCGACGCAAGUGUCCAUUCAAAGAAAAUAAUUUCUAAACCUGCAAGACGCACGAGACAUAACGCGCGUAUUUUUCUAGCAAGUUUGAAAGCUCCGAAAUCGCUCAACCGUUAAUUAAAACAGACUUCCACAAAAUUCAGAGCUGGCGCUGUACAACUUUGCGUUUACGUUAUGUAUCGAGAAAAACUGAAGCAGCUGCUGCAUCCUCUCUGCGGUGUGAAAUUUAGAACACUUGCUUCAGCACUUGAAGGUGGAACUUCAGCUAUAUAAAUGACCAUUUAAUUGACGUUGGCAACUCAUAGCGCGACCUGGCACUUACUGACGAGGACAUGAAACUAAACGCAAUUUUUGUCGCAGUGGCCGUUUGCUUCGCCAUUAUCGGGGAAGCGGCCGUAACAACAACGAAAAAAAUGACAACGAAAAAAACAACGACAACGAUAAAAACAUCUACACCUCCGCCAGCAAACCAAUCGUAUAAAGUUUGUAGUGACACUAAUUCAACUUCGGCCAGUGGGUCCGUUCAACCUCUAGCUGGACUAACACCGAAUACAACAGCACCAAGAACCUGCAACUUUAACAUUAACGCACCGGUCGGCCAGCAAGUUCAGUUGAUCUGCUGGGCCGUCAGUCUUUCUACAUUGAAGUUGAGCCAAGCUGGAUUUUCACCAGUAGUAAUAAAUUCACUGACAUUUAACGAUGUCAUCGAUAUUUUCCAAACCGGUGACUACAUCGUACCAAACAGGGUUUACACCUCUAAACAAAAUACGUUUUCUAUGACAUAUCGGGUCGUCAAUGCAAAGGACUUCUUUAAUUGUACUUGGACAGCAAUGACAGCGCCAGCGUCAACAGGAACGAACUUCAGAUGGUGUCGUGAUGAGCAGACAUCAGCGUCCAAUGGGGCCAUUUCAACCGUUCAAGAGACAAAUACUAAUGACGAUUGGUAUAGAGUGUGUCCUUUCUUCAUCAAUUCUACGCCUGGUCGUCUAACGCAGAUGUCUUGCUCGGCAGUCAGCGCUAAAUCACUUUUACCUUUUACAACUUUCGAAGGAGCUUUCGUUAGGAGCUUUAUGACGUGGCUACCGUACGGUUCAGUGAACAGGUUGACUGCAAGUGGAAGUCGAGCAGAUUUGCUCGUUCGUUAUUAUAAAACUGACCAACUUAAUUGUCAAUGGAAAUCGAUAACCCCAUCCUCUACGACUACAUCAGACGCCAACCUUUGCCUUCGUGGACCGUCGAGAGACUCAAACGGAACUAUCCAGCAGCUAGGUAAUCUACCGUUAUCAGCUGGACAAUCGAAGUGGUGUCUUUUCUCUAUCAUCGUACCUGCCGAUAAGAAAGUUCAGGUGUCAUGCUCCGUCGUCAACUUGGUUUCACAAUACAGUUAUUUGAUGUUUGACGGAGUUACCGAAGUACCUACUCCCUCUACUGGCUUGUUGCCUACUUUGAACAGGAUUUAUACUUCGAUCAAGAAUCGAAUAGACGUAGCGACUUCUUAUAUGAAUGGAGACGAGUUUACUUGUAAAUGGAACACAGUAACAAUCUCAGCGACGACGCCAUUUACUCUUUGCGUUCAGGGAGAGACAACGGUGGCAGGGUCAAUUAAAUCAAAUGCGGUAGAAACGGCUUCUUCUAGAGCGUGCCGCUUCAACAUCAAGGCACCUUCGAGCAAGCGCGUCAAGAUUAACUGUCCGACCGUCAACAGCCCCGAUAACAUGUUAUUGCAAUAUGAUGCGUUCGGUAACAACAAUACCCUGGCAUCGCCGAUGGUCGCCCAAACCAGUUAUACAUCGAAUAGCAAUGAAAUCGUGCUAUUCGCAAUUAUGAACUCAGUCAUGUUGAAUUGUACGUGGACAUUCGUUUAAAUUGCGAUGAAGACUGGACGUGCGUUAUCAUCUAUGAAUUGCGCAGUUUUGUGUUGACCUUUCUCAAUUUCUUCGUUGGCAAGACUUUGUUAAAAAAGAAAAAUAACAAAAAAUUUUAAAACACUAUAAUCAAUAAGACGACCGUAAAGAUGAAGGGAAAACUAUUCAAAUUGAUGUAUUUGAUUUGUUACUCCCUGAUGAGAAAUUCUUUUCGACAGGACGUACUGAUUGAUAUAACCAAUUUACCAAAUCAAUUUUCGUCAAUUUAAUUUUCAUAAUCAUGGUACAAGGCAUUGAGUUCAAUAUAUACUUGUUUAUCAAACA
This is a messenger RNA of Daphnia pulex (common water flea), 2408 nucleotides long. RefSeq lists its product as uncharacterized. The record is from RefSeq and is a predicted model, not a curated record. The transcript has 9 exons. Lineage: Eukaryota; Metazoa; Arthropoda; Branchiopoda; Diplostraca; Daphniidae. The coding region runs from base 552 to 2084 and encodes 510 amino acids.